AUGUCAGUCGUUCCAGAAAAACCUCUGGCGAUUGAAGCCUUCGCUGUGGGUCACUCGAACACCGCCGCCGACCCUGUAAGCAACCGCGCAGGCAUAGUGCGCCUCCUAGCGGAGAUCAGAGAAGAUUUCCGCCAACUGCACAGCGAGGCAGAGAGCGUGGACAACGCCGACAAUCGGAUAACGAAACUUCUGGAGAGUUUCGAGCGAGCUCGACGCAGCUUCAGCGACAAAACCGAGAGCAUAUCAAGGAUCCUCUCCAGUCAGGUGUCCGUGCUUCCGCCGCCACUUCCGGUCACGGCCCUCGUAAAAUACCGAGCUCCUGAAUAUUUCCAAUUCAAGACGCCGCGUGACGAGACAAGUGAGAAAUCUUCCGCGACCGCUGAUCGUGAUGAAAUAAAGGACAGUCCGUCUGCGCUGGUCGUUGAUCGUCACGUUCUUCGUGAUGCACAGAUAGCAGGCAGUAGCGGACAUAGAGAGGUAGUAUUGCACAGAUUCAACGUACAGUUGCCAACUAUCAAGCGUCGGCAAAGAUCGGCCGAUGGCAACAACGAUGCUCUUGUGUUAGUCCCAACCGCGUCGACCGACGCGUCACUCUCGUGCGACGAGCGUCCCAACACGCUGGUGGCGCCACCACACGGUGUUCUAAGAGAUGCUGGUGGCGCCACCGGUAAGCAAGGAGGUAUCACGCCGGCGUCGACGGAGCUGCUUCUAGACAGCAAUCCACUGAAGAGACGGCUGGCCGUGUUGCACCCGCUCAAGGAGCGAGCGGAAACACGCGGGCUGUCGCCGAUGCACGAGCACAGCGACGUCACUUCCGCCAAGCUCGACCUGCGGUCGUGGAUCCACUUUAAGGUCGCCGCGAGAGGCGCUAACGUCGCGGGUCAGGCCGAAGCCCAGCUGCAGAGGGUAGCGGCGGCGGGUCAAUCGGAGGGAAAGAGCGUCGCACGGCGGCGCGCAGCACCGACACCCGUAUGCCCGCCCAACUCAUGCAUGUUGUCGCUGUCCGCCGCCAGCGAACCGCACACGCUCGUCAUCCAAGAUGGCCGCCUGUGUCAGACGAAGGAGUACGAGUCGUACCGAGAGACGCAGACGCGCUGGGACGCGAUCGGCGUCGUGCUCUGCCAGCUGCAGCAGCUGCUCAGCGAGUACUCGGUGCCCAUCGCACACGUAUGCGGCGAGAGACUCACCCAGGCUGCCCUCGCGUGGGAAGCGUGCUCGGAGAAGAGGAGAAUUCCCGCCGAGGAACUGCUGAGCGUCGUGAACAACGUCGACGACGUGCGGCAGCUCGUCGGCGAUCGGCGACGACGCUACGUCGGCGUCGCCGGCCACGCUAUGGCCGCCACGAAGCUGCAGGCGGCAGUGCGCUGCUUCCUCGCCAGACGGCGCUACGGGCGACAUCGGCAGCAGCAGUGGGCGGCCUCGGUGAUCGCUCUCUCGUGGAUGACGUGCGUGAAGAUGACGCGCAUAAAGCAGCAACUGACGAGAGCGCGACGAGAGCAGGUCGACUUCUUUCGCCACCAGGCGGAGCUGCUGCGCGAGGCCUGGCCUCGUGUGGCGAGAGCCAAGAGGGUCAUCAUUCACAUCCCGUCCAUUGGUGCCCUGCAAAACAUCCGGGAUACUAUAGAUGACUUCUCCGUGCGACAGAACAUGCAGGUCGGCAGACUGGCUGAGAUUUCUAAUCCUGAUGUCGACGUGCUCUACAUCAGUCCGAUGGAGUGGGAUGAAUAUGUCACCGACUAUUACAGAAAUAUGUUGUCCGUACCUGUGGAUGACGGACCCUAUGCGCUCCUGGAAGGUCCAGCCGAUGAUAUAACGGACGAAGCCGACUACAGGUUUCGAAUCUUCGUGCCGGAGGCUGUGCGUGAAUUUCCGAAUCAUCGCAUGUGCGUCGCAUCGCUACUGAAGUACUCGCCGAAAACGCUGCGCCGCAUAAAGAGCUUCAUCCGGGGCCGGGAGGCGUACAUCGUGCCGGGUGUGAUGCACCAGGAUGACCUGGAGAUUGCCGAGGUGCUCAACGUGCCGAUUCUCGGCACCGAACCGCAGGUGGCGCAACUGUACGGUAGCAAGUCGGGAGCUCGGCGCAUAUUCCAGGCAGCUGGCGCCCCCUGCGCGCCGGGUAUGUGUGACGUGUACACGAGCGAGGAGCUGUACGAUAAGCUGGCGCAUCUCAUCGUUAACAACCUGUCCGUCAAGCGCUGGCUCUUCAAGAUCAACAUGGAGAUCGACGGCCGAGGCACCGCCUACUGUGACGUCACGUCGCACCUCGCCUGCGACGCGUGGCUGCGCAGCGAGGCGGCGCGCUACGGCGCCACCUGGCGGCAGCCGUGGGCGCAGGAGGCUGCCGUCGACCGCGUGCGCGGCGAGCUGGCGGCCAUCUUGGAGUCGCACGCGCGGCCCGUCGUUGAGAGCCUCUACCCGACGUGGCGCAAGUUCAGCGAGGUGCUGCUCGGUAAGGGAGGGGUUCUCGAGGCGUACCCGCCGUCCGACGACGUGACGAAUCUCACCGCCGACGUGCUGGUGGCGCCCGACGGCCGCGUGCAGUUGCUCGUCGCUGGCGACCAGCUGCACGCUGAGAGCUCGCUGCGCUGCUGGGGCACGUCGGUACCGCAGUGCUCGGUAGAGCCAGCCGAGCUCAACAGCUGCUGCCAGCGCAUCGGCGAAGCGUGCCGCAAGCGACGAAUAGUCGGCUACAUCUCGAUCGACUUUGCGACCUUCGUCGACCCGGCUUCCGGCGAGCAGCGAAUGUGGGCCACCGACCUUGACGUCGGCUACAGCGAGCAUCUCGCUAACUUCGAACUGCUGCGACAUCUGACGGGCGCGCGCCUCUGCACCGACACGCACACGCUCAGCGUCGAGUUUAGGCCGCCGCCGUCCGGUCGCCGGGUGCGUCGGGGGAGAGCUUCUAAGCCGCCGCCGCCGCUCGUGCAGCAGCGCUACGCUGUGCUCAGCUCGCGGCUGCAUCACUCCAACCUGGCCGUCGUGCACUACAGCGUCUUCUUCCAGCUGUGCCGAGCUAACGGCAUGGGCUUCAGCACCAACGACAAGCGCGGUACCGUGCUGAUGCUACUGGACAGCUUCGGACGCGAGCAUCUCGGUAUGUUUACCGUCGCGAACACCCUACAGAGGGCGCUGUCGAUAUUCGGUCGCAACCUAGCAACGCUGCAUCGAGAGAUCUCGUCGCCGGAAAUGCAAGGGGAGACGAACUUCCUGCUCGGCGCUCGCGACAUCGACGCCAUUUUGGGGCAAACGUUAGAGAACGAACUUGAUGCCGCUAACACACAGAGCGAAGCAGUCACUAAUAGCUAUUAAAUAUAGUACCUACGUUAUACUUUCAAUAUGAUGCGAUUAUCACGCGAAUGAGAGCGCUACUGGAAAAAUGUGAACGCUAGCG
Priapulus caudatus is the source of this 3391-nucleotide messenger RNA. RefSeq names its product IQ domain-containing protein H-like. The record is from RefSeq and is a predicted model, not a curated record. Bases 1 to 3309 code for a protein of 1102 amino acids. NCBI's taxonomy places the organism in Eukaryota, Metazoa, Priapulida, Priapulimorpha, Priapulimorphida, Priapulidae. The transcript has 5 exons. Gene Ontology annotation, molecular function: protein binding.